Molecule: messenger RNA, 3946 nt
Organism: Asterias rubens (European starfish)
Lineage: Eukaryota; Metazoa; Echinodermata; Asteroidea; Forcipulatida; Asteriidae
Product: RNA-binding protein 39-like
Exons: 15
Coding region: 154-1971 (605 amino acids)
Biological process (GO): mRNA processing
Cellular component (GO): nucleus
Molecular function (GO): RNA binding
Source: RefSeq, a predicted model, not a curated record
GAAUGCUACUCAAAAACGAGAACAGAGUGAGCGAAAGCGUUGAGCGAGAUACGAAUUUGCAGCGGCCGAAACAGACAGUAAUUGCAUCUUUAAGAGAGACUUAGAUUUCCUAAACGAUUCAAUAAAUAUCGCAGGGCGCAGUUGCUUGUCACAAUGGCCCUUUAUACAGCGGAUGAUUUUGACGUUGAGGCUCUCCUGGAAGCUCCAUACAAAAAUAAUGAGACCUCCAUAGGCUUACUCCACAGCAAUGGGUCCAUGUUGACAGAGGAAGAGACGACCAACAACGGCUUGACCGAGAAGAAGGAACCCUCCGUGAAAAAGAAACAAAGAACCAGCCGAAGCCGCAGUCGCAGCCGAAGUCCAAAAAAGGAACGCAGCAGUAAGAAGAGCAGCAGCAGUAGCAGCAGACGCCGCAGUCGCACGCCUGAGAGGAAACGCCGUAGUCGCAGCAGGGACAGGGGGUCAUCCCGCGUUGACAGCUACAGAGAGAGGGAUCGUGACCGAGAACCAUACAGGGGACGAGGAAUUGGCAGAUAUGGAAACACUCGCGAUAGGAGGGGUAGGAGCAGGUCACCGCCCCCUGCAGGUCCACGCCGAAGGCGUAGCCGCAGCAGAGAGCGACACAGCAGCCCCAAUGAUCCCUUUCAUUGGAGAAGAAGUCGAUCCAAGAGCAGAGAACACCAUGGCAAGAGGCGGAGCUCAAGCCCAAGUAAGGACACUGAGCUUCCUGCAGAGACUAGGGAUGCCAGAACAGUGUUUGUCAUGCAGCUAUCACAACGAGUCAGGGCAAAAGACUUGGAAGAAUUCUUCUCGUCGGUUGGCAAGGUACGUGAUGUUAAGAUCAUCUCAGACCGUAACUCAAGGCGUUCUAAGGGUAUCGGCUACGUCGAGUUCAUGUCAGAUGAGUCCGUCCCUCUGGCCAUGGGUCUGAACAACCAGAAGCUGAUGGGUGUACCGAUCAUCGUUCAGCCCUCCCAGGCAGAGAAGAACCGUCUCGCCCAGAGCAACCAGACACUGCAGAAGGGCGGAGCUGGCCCCAUGAGGCUCUACGUCGGCUCACUUCACUACAACAUCACAGAGGAGAUGCUCAGGGGUAUCUUUGAACCAUUUGGAAAGAUUGACAACAUACAGUUGAUGAUGGACAGCGAAACUCAUCGUUCCAAAGGAUAUGGCUUCAUUACGUUCCACGAUGCCGAUGAUGCCAAGAGAGCCCUCGACCAGCUGAAUGGCUUUGAGCUUGCUGGCCGCCCAAUGAAAGUAAACCAUGUAACGGAGAGAUCUGAAAAUGCCCAGGCGGCGUCCAUGCUAGACAACGACGAGCUGGAGAGGACGGGUAUCGAGCUGACCACCACAGGUCGGCUGCAACUCAUGGCUCGGCUGGCUGAAGGGACUGGUUUCCAGCUUCCCAAUGCCGUAGUAGAAGCUCUCAAUCCCCUGGGGCAGGUCCCCAUCGGGCCAGCUGGAGGCGCUGCUGCCCCUGGGGCUGGUGGACAAGGGGGGCUGGCCACUGUCAGCCAGGCUACACUGCAUGCACAGCUAGCAGCAGCCCAGCAGCAAGCCGCUGCUCUGGCUCAUCAAGUCACACCAGCAUUACAACAACCUACUAUGGCUGCAGCACCCGCUGAGCAGCAAACCAACCCACCUUGCUUCAUGUUGUCCAAUAUGUUUGAUCCCACAACCGAAACCGUAUCUACUUGGGAAACUGAGAUCCGAGAUGACGUGAUCGAAGAGUGUAACAAACACGGUGGGGUCCUACACAUCCAUGUUGAUCGUACAUCUCCACAGGGUAACUGCUACGUGAAAUGUCCCAAUCCUCAGGUUGCCAUAGCAGCGGUCAACAGUCUCCACGGGCGAUGGUUUGCAGGCAAAAUGAUCACAGCAGCAUUUGUCCCCCUCGCCAAUUACCACGCCAUCUUUCCAGAUUCAAGCCUCACCACGACGCUACUGCAACCCUCGUUGAAAGGUUUAUAGAAAUCUAUCACAGCGUGUUCUGUGUCCUUCAUUGCAUUGGAUCCAGAUGUGACAGAAUUUUCCAACAAUUGUGUACAAAUAUAAGAAGAACUUUUUAUUAGCCGUGGGCUUAGUUUUGUCCUGUGUGGUCUCUGUGUGGAUUACAUUUUUUUUUUAAAUGUUCAAGACUAUUCUCCAUCCAAAUCUACACAAAAGUGUUGUCUCUUUCUUUCUGGCUGGGAUUUCAUUUAGAGUUAAUUGUGAGUGUUUUUAAAAUAGUGCAGACCUGAUGCUUGUUUUUGAAAGGGCAAGGGUGGGGCGCAUUUGUUUUCUUUGGUAAAGUGCACCUCUACAAGUAAAUUGUAAAUUUCUGUUGGGUUAUUUAAGGGGCACCGGAGGCCAUAACCUCUCUUGCCUCUAUGAAGUAUCGGGCCUGAUAAUGCAUUUUUGUUAAUGAAUAUUCAAUACAGGUAUGAUAUUUUUAUGUUUGGUUUGUUAUGUGUAUUGAAUGAACUUUCGUUUCUCUCCAUCUUGUUUUUCGGUCAAAGACAAUGAAUAUGUGUAAAAUAAAUUGAACAGUUAAUAUUUUAAUAGUCACAACAUGAUUUCAUGUUUUCAUGUGUUUUCUUUCUGGACGGCAUGAUGAACGUUCAUUCACAAAACGAAGAGUGUUAUUUUCUAUUGUGUACGCAAGUUUUCACAAAAUCAGCUUGAUUGUUUAAUUGGCAAACAUUUUUAAAGCAUUUCCAUUUCUAGGUAUUUGACUGAAAAUUCUGCCCUCAAUGUAAUAAUUUGUCAUGAAUAGUUUUGGUUUAAUUCUUCUUCUUUGUUUUGUAAAUUUAAUCCUGCCACGAUUGGAGUGUAAAUAUUAAAGGAGAGAGUGAAAGUGUACAAAGUUAAACGAAGGGUAAUAAAGGUUUCAUUAAUUAAAAAGCAAAACAAAAAGGCAAGCCAUACUUUUGAUAUAUUUUUUAACGGUGUUAAACGUUUUGGUCGGAUUAGUAUUUAGGUGGUUUGUUUCCAGGCAUGGGGUUUCAUUCAUGUGAUGUGUUUGGAGAAAGGAAACUUUUUGGAGAAAGGGACAAUCUAGUCGGAAGAUCAGAAAGUGUAUUAAUUGACCCUCAUACUGUUGGUCCAUUUAACAUCAUCCACUUUAAGUGCGUUCGAUUAGCGUCCCUGGGUAGACCUCGCGUUGCUCACUUUGGUGAGCCCCUGAGCUAAUUGAACGAUCACUCACCCACUCAUGGUGACGUCGUGCACCUCGGGCCAGCCCCAAGUGACUCAAUCCACAAGCAGGGCACUUGGAAUGACAUCAAAGCUGUUUGAACGUAGAUCGGGGACGACCCAGGGAAGCUAGUCGAAUGCAUGUUUGUGAAUAAUGAACAGUAUAAUUAUGCCAGCCUGCUUGUUGUAAAUGCAUCUACACAGUACACACGCAAGCUUGCAGCUGUCGGGGGCCCUGCUCUACGGGUUAAACUAGUAAUAUAUAGUGGUCCUAAUAUGGCAAACUAUUUGUGAUUCGCAUGAUUUGUUGACAGAUGUACAUGUGUUGUACAUCAAAAGUUACGUGUGGCACAAAUUGUAUUCUUCACAAAACUGUUUGGGAAUGAACCCAAAGCUUCUUGACUGGUUAGCAAGACUUGUAACCUCAAACGUAGGGAUUGUGGCACUGCAGGCAUGUAUUGGCUUUUAGGGUCUAUAGUGGAGUAAUUUUGUGUCAUCACUUGAAUUGAGCUUUGAGUUUAGCAGUGUUAACAUUAAUGGUAUUAUGCAGGUUGACUUGGCAAUGUAAAAAAUGUGUUGUAUUAUAUAAAACAAUUGUAGCAUUGAACUUUAUCUCAGGUCACAACACAAUCAACAGCUGUUUCAUGUACACAUAGAUAGUGUCAACUGCUAUUUCAUGAGCGUGUGAAUAUAUACUUUGAUAAUUGUGGGGCAUUGGAUCAGUUAAUAUCUUGCUGAAUUCUGGAAAAUAAACUUGUACAUUGAAAACAAA